UCAACCAUUCCCCCAAGCUGCCGUGUUCCUGAGCGUAACGAUAAGCGCAAUCAUCAGGUGUUCAUACCAUCUUCACUACAGGUUGCCCUUUGCGCUCUAUGGGAUGCCUCGACUACAUUUAUUGAUCAUGAAGACGCAACAGUUUUCGCUACCAGAAAAAAAAAUUGUCUCUUGAUUGUGCAUAUUUUCAAGCUUCUGCCGCUGGCAUCGCCGAAAUUAAGAAAGCCAGCUAUUCGAGGAGACCACCUCGACCAUGAACGAAACAAAGAACCCCACGCUCGUCGACGAAACCAAUACUUCGGUUCAUUCGAGUCCAGAUGAGAGAUCAUCACCCACAGAACUCAUUUAUGUUGAUCCCGAGAAAGAAAAGGCCGCACUGAGAAAAUUUGACAAGUGGCUUGUUCCAGUUGCAUUCGUUUUUCUCGUUCUCUCAUCUUUGGAUCGAAACAAUAUCGGCAAUGCGAAGACGUUCGGCUUCGAGAAAGACAUUGGACUCUAUGGACAUAGAUUUGGUAACAUAACGACGUUGCUGAGUGUUACUCUCGUGCUGUUUGAGGUUCCAUGGGUAAUGGCCGUCAAGAAGUUUGGACCCAACAAAGCACUCGGCACUGCACUCGUUCUUUGGAGCAUGGUCACUUUGGGCACUGCUUUCAUCCAGAACUACGCCCAAGCUAUCGUUGUGCGGAUGCUCUUGGGCGCAUGCGAGGCUGGAGUAUCCCCCGGAUUCGCCUAUCUUUUUUCGACAAUUUAUCCUCGCCGUGCGGCCGGAAAGCGUAUCAUGAUGACCAAUCUCGCAAACUGCACCUCUGGCGCCUUUGGUGGUUUGUUUGCCUAUGCUGUCCAGCUUAUGGGGAAACGUAGAGGGCUCGAGCCUUGGAGAUGGCUUUUCAUUGUCGAAUUCUGCCUUACCAUGGUAGUAGGUGGCGCAUGCUGGUUCAUUCUCCCAGACACGCCCGAAACAGCAUGGUUUCUGAGUGAGGAAGAAAAGGAGACUAUGGUGUUGAGGAAACGUCGGGACGAGCAAUACAGAGGCAACAACGAUUCCCUCCGUAAAUGGCUCAAGCCUUCCUUCACGGAUCCCUUCGUAUAUCUUCUCGGUAUCGCAUUCUUCACAUCUUCCGUUGCCAUUACGGGUUUUGGCAUCUUUCUGCCUACGAUUUUGCAAGGCCUUGGAUACCACUCUCUUCAAGUCCAAUACAUGACCAUUCCAGUCUAUGUCUUGGGCGCAACUUGUCUAGUGACAAAUUGUUAUUUCUCGGAUAAGUUCGCGCGUCGUGGACCAUUCUUGGUUGCCUGCGCAUUCCCAGUCAUGACUGGCUAUUUGAUCUGUGUCGGAACAUCCAACCCCCAUGCAGGAUAUGCUGGAAUGUUCAUUCUCGUCAUGGGAGUAUAUACUAUUUCGACUCUGGCAGUUGCUUGGAUAGGCACGAAUGUAUCUCCCGAUGCAAAGCGUGCUGUUGCGAUGCCCUUUGCCUACUCGAUCGCAAAUUUGUCGGCUCUUGUGUCAGCGCAGCUCUACCCUAGCGACCAAGGCCCUCGUUACAUUCAAGGGAAUUCUAUCUCAGCAGGCCUCGAUAUUGUUGCUGCUGGCCUUUAUUUUUCAUGUUGGAUGUUGCUUAGGCGUAGGAAUUUGAAGAAGGAUAAGGCGAUCGCUGAAGGUGCAACGACCAAUGGCUAUGAGGACGACCGGGGACUUGACUUCAAGUAUAUGUUGUGAGAGAUUAAGUAAUCUAAAUGUACUCGUGAACCGGC
Messenger RNA from Aaosphaeria arxii CBS 175.79, 1752 nucleotides. RefSeq names its product MFS general substrate transporter. Lineage: Eukaryota; Fungi; Ascomycota; Dothideomycetes; Pleosporales. The transcript has 4 exons. Gene Ontology annotation, biological process: transmembrane transport. The coding region runs from base 254 to 1717 and encodes 487 amino acids. The record is from RefSeq and is a predicted model, not a curated record. Gene Ontology annotation, molecular function: transmembrane transporter activity. Gene Ontology annotation, cellular component: membrane.